Molecule: messenger RNA, 3646 nt
Organism: Desarmillaria tabescens
Lineage: Eukaryota; Fungi; Basidiomycota; Agaricomycetes; Agaricales; Physalacriaceae
Exons: 12
Coding region: 255-3449 (1064 amino acids)
Biological process (GO): regulation of DNA-templated transcription; DNA-templated transcription
Cellular component (GO): nucleus
Molecular function (GO): transcription cis-regulatory region binding; DNA-binding transcription factor activity, RNA polymerase II-specific; zinc ion binding
Source: RefSeq, a predicted model, not a curated record
GCCGACGACAGCCGGUGAUCCCAGAAGACGUGAUUACUGUUUUCGAUUAAAGGCCAAGCCGCGUCCUUUGGGUGUUCUUGCGCCUUGUAAAGGCAAACUUGUUUGACUUGGUAUCCCUUUUACUUUCCCUUUGAAGUAACUGACGGUUACUUGACCGGCUUACGCUUCCUGCAUCAUCCCGUCGCGUUACUUUCCUUACGACAUCUGUUUCUCGACCGUGACGCUGCCACUGCUGCUCCUUCCGUUUUACCACCAUGUCCGAUUCCUAUAAUUCCAGCCAGUCCUGGACUUACCCCCGCUACGGGCAUGUUCAGUUAGAACAUGAAUACGGUUUAUCGACCUCCGACCCUUCGCAAAGGUCUUACAACGAUGCGAUCCAGCCUCAGCAGAAUUACAAUCUCUCCGGCUCGUAUGCAUCCAGUACGUCUUUUGGUCAGUCCUACGUCUCUGGACCGCAGUCGGAACGAAUACCAUCCUACCCGAACGAUGGACAGCGCUCCAGGACCGACGCUGGCCUCUACGUUCCCGAAGCAAUGUUCGGCUCAUCGCAGCAGAAUCAUUUCGCCAAUGCCUUUCCUUCCAACUCUUCCCUUGGCUCGGAUUCCAAUUUUACCAUGUUUAAUGGCGCUUAUACCUUCCCGCCUGAUAGUUCCAUCUCCACAAACCCUCGUUCCGGCACAUCUGAACGAAUAGCCGCACCGGUUCUGUCUACUUCCCCCGCUCCGAUGCAGCGUACGUUUUCGGCGGGUCCCGCUCCGCAGCCGUACUUUCAGCAUCCUUCUAUCCCCGCCAGCAGCAAUUCGGCUUUGUCUCCUCAACCCAAAGCUAAAAGACAGCGCCUUCCUGAUGGCGGAGCUGAGGAGGACGAUGAGGUUACGGGCGAGAACAAGGACGAUAUUAAGGCGAAGCCCCGCGCUUGCGCCCGAUGCAAGAAUCUCAAAGUCAGAUGCGAAUUCAAAACGGAUACAGAUCCUUGCAAACGCUGCUUGAAUGGCGGACAUGAAUGUGUAAUUCCUGGCAAGAAGAAAAGGCGUGUUCCACCGAAACGUGAGCACUUGAUGAAUGAAAUCCGCGAGCAGGCCGAGCAUAUCCAGAGGCUCAUGGCUCAGCUCGACGAAUCCAAUAAGAAACUCCAAGCGCCCCCAGUACCAUUAAAAUCCGAAACCUUUUCGUCGCAAAGCCCAUCCCCUUCUUUGCACUCUCCCGUACUUUCACCAUCCUCUACCCAUGGCUCAUCAUACUUUAGCUCUGAGGCACCUUCUGAUCCCAAGGCUAACGUCGAUGCAGAAGCAAAUAAAAAGAUUGAGGCUUGGAUAUCCCAAGCGCGAUCUAGCUUCGCAGAAUUCGAAGGAUUCAUUAGUAUCGGAUUACCGAAGAGUUACGUCGUGGACCACGAUCCUGAGGAUUCUAGUGAAGAGGACGUCGAUGUCAGCCACGAUGAAGAAGGGGGCUACGAGUUUGCUGUCGUAGACUCCGAUGCAGAAGGAUGGACUCCGGACGCCAUCGAGAAUCGUAAGAAGAAUUCACGCCGACGCUCAUCAGGGUCGAGUGUAGGUAGUAAUGUCACUCGAGCAAGUACUGGAGCUCGGAAGAAGGACUCUGGCGAUAAGUUGGCAACCCUACCUAGUGAAGCGGUGCCAUUUGGAUUGAUGGCUGGGUUAAGUCUCAAGAAAAACCGACAUAGAGGAGGCAGCGUGGAAGCCGAAGAACAUGGUGAUGACAAGGCGAACGUGGGAGUUGCUAGUGAUGAGUUCUUCACUAGGCCUGCAUCCAACGCGCGAAGUACUGAGCUUAGUCAAGCUAUAGAAGCUCCGCAUAUUCUGACUCGUGGUAUAAUCACACCCCUUGAGGCCGAAAAACUCUUUUCCAUUUUCUUCGACCGAAUGAAUCUGUCCUUAUCUUUAGUGGACCCAGUGUUGUAUACGGCCCAGCGGACGUGUCUUCGAAGUCCUUUCAUGUUUACUGUUAUAUGUGCAAUAGCUUCCCGGUAUUACGCGGAACGUCCCGACUUAUAUCCUCAAGCCAUGCAUUUUGCUCAGCUAGCUGCAGGAACUGCCUUAAUAGGCGGACCGAAAAAUAUCGAGAUGUGUAUCGGCUACAUACUGCUGAGUUUGUACCCCGUCCCAUCCAGGAGAUGGGAGGAUCAACGAGGUUGGUUAUACCUUGGGCUUGCUAUCAGAAUCGCUACCGACCUAAACCUCCAUCUCCCGAACACUGCAAAACCGUUAAAUGAGAACCACGCCCGAGAAAUGCUUAAUCGCACCCGGGUGUGGCUCAAUUGCUUUAAUCUAGACCGAUCAACCGGCUCUCAGUAUGGAAAGGCGCCAAUCAUCAGCAACAUGGACUACACAGCCAACCAUUCCGAGAACUGGUGGCAGAGUUCAGUCUAUAACCUCAAGAAUUUCGAUAUUCAUAUCAGCUGUUACAACGCCGACCUCAGGGUAAUGGGCAGGUUCCUGGCACGUAUUUACAACGAUCCCAACCAUCCGACCGGUCUCAACAAGGAGGUUGAUAUCUCUCGCGUCGCCACGGAAACGGAUGAGGAACUUAAGGAGCUCAAAGAGAAGUGGAUGGCCCUACUGAACCAGACCGACCUCUCUGAUCCUCAAAACUAUUUCCGUAUCGGACUGCUCAAGCUGGCCUUCAGUUACGCCAGAUUAGUCGCGCUGUCUUUUGGGUUCCAGCAUGUCUUUAGCAAGAAAUACGACGUUGAAAAUCCCUUUUUGAUCCGUUGCCUUGCUGCAGCCUGCGACGUUGUUGACGUGAUGGUGAAUGAAUUGGGUCGGACCGAACAAAGAGUAUAUCUUCGACACGGACCGGAAGCGCAGAAGGUCUUUACAACUUUUGCGGCAGCCUUUCUAGUGAAGCUUCUCCAACCGAAAUUCGCACCAUACCUGUCUCCCGAGCAGUGUGAACAUAUACGGGGCCGGGUUCAGAAUGUUAUCGACCUGUUUGGUUCGCCGGAGGUUGCAAUUGACGACCGUCACGGACCUAAACUGUACUCCCGUUUCUUGAAAGGCCUUCUUGCAAUGGUUGUUGAUAGCCGCGGCAAAGUCCGCAGACCCAAAUCGUCCUCGUCGAUGCCCACGACGGAGAAUGCGAGCCGUUCUUCAUCGGUCUUUGCUGCUUCGCCUGCAACGACAACUCAUUCCCUCUCGCCUCCUCCCUCGCAAGCGGCCAUGUCAUUUGAACAGUUUGCUCCUGCUGGCGGCGUUGCGGAUCCGUUUGCCCCAACCGGCCUUCCAGUUGAACAAAUGGACACCAUGCAAGGGUUGCUUGCUCCCGAUACCGAGUAUUUCAGACCGCCUCUUCCGUUUGAUAACGACAUUUUGCAGAGCAUGCAAUCUCUUACCGAUCCUUCUGUUUGGCAGGAUAUUGCCUUACCUGGCUUUGAUUGGAUGUCGAACUUUCGCGACACCAACUUCUCCUCUGCUCACCCGCCUCAGUAGCAACAAGAAUUAGAUUCAUAGAGCGUCAGAAUUUGAAUAUGGGUCUUGGUCUGUAUUAUGGUUUUCUUCUUGUUGUACUAUGCAAUUUGUACAUGUACUGAAUCACACUUUACAUCAAAUAUCUGUACUUUAUUGGAUACAAGGAACAAUAAUUAAAAAUCCAGGUAAACGAAGAACCUAAUAAAGAAUGUAUUAUA